Messenger RNA from Chelonia mydas (Green sea turtle), 1107 nucleotides. RefSeq names its product S-antigen protein-like. The transcript has 3 exons. NCBI's taxonomy places the organism in Eukaryota, Metazoa, Chordata, Testudines, Cheloniidae. The record is from RefSeq and is a predicted model, not a curated record. Bases 1 to 1107 code for a protein of 368 amino acids.
AUGCGCCUAAUGAUUGAUCCUAGUUACCGGGUACAGGGUCAAGAAGAGAGCUCUAAUAUAACCCAGCAUGAUUAUUUUCAAUGGUUCAAACAGUUACAAGAAGAUAAAACCUCCCUCCAGUAUCGGGUUAAUCAGGCCAUCGAGCGCAUGAACAACAAAAUUCGGAAACAAAGGCCCACAAAGGCAGCCCUGUGGGAAACAGGGGACCAAGUCAUGAGCAGCGGCUGGCGGGGGCGGCCGGGCGGCGAGGAGCAGCGGCUGGCCGGGCGGCCGGGCGGCGAGGAGCAGCGGCUGGCCGGGCGGCCGGGCGGCGAGGAGCAGCGGCUGGCCGGGCGGCCGGGCGGCAAGGAGCAGCGGCUGGCGGGGCGGCCGGGCGGCAAGGAGCAGCGGCUGGCCGGGUGGCCGGGCGGCGAGGAGCAGCGGCGGGAGGGGUGGCCGGGCGGCGAGGAGCAGCGGCUGGCCGGGCGGCUGGGCAGCGAGGAGCAGCGGCUGGCCGGGCGGCCGGGCGGCGAGGAGCAGCGGCUGGCGGGGCGGCCGGGCGGCGAGGAGCAGCGGCUGGCGGGGCGGCCGGGCGGCGAGGAGCAGCGGCUGGCCGGGCGGCCGGGCGGCGAGGAGCAGCGGCUGGCCGGGCGGCCGGGCGGCGAGGAGCAGCGGCUGGCGGGGCGGCCGGGCGGCGAGGAGCAGCGGCUGGCGGGGCGGCCGGGCGGCGAGGAGCAGCGGCUGGCGGGGCGGCCGGGCGGCGAGGAGCAGCGGCUGGCCGGGCGGCUGGGCAGCGAGGAGCAGCGGCUGGCGGGGCGGCCGGGCGGCGAGGAGCAGCGGCUGGCCGGGCGGCCGGGCGGCGAGGAGCAGCGGCUGGCCGGGCGGCGAGGAGCAGCGGCUGGCGGGGCGGCCGGGCGGCGAGGAGCAGCGGCUGGCGGGGCGGCCGGGCGGCGAGGAGCAGCGGCUGGCGGGGCACCGAACCAGAGCAAGUGCUCAGAUGGUGUAGCAAGCCAGGUGUCUUCUUCCCUGGGUGGGAGAUCCGGCCUGGCCACCGUUCUGGAGGAUGCUUUAGUCAAACCCAAGUUCUUGGGCUCAGUGCAGAAGAUGCUGGCGGGAGGGUGCCUCUGA